AAGCAAACGCCUGCUAGCUUAAUUGAUCCCCAUAAUUAACCGCAUGCGGUAUAAUUUUCUUCUUCAAUUUACACAAGAAACCGACCUUGUUGAUCGAGUUGUUGUUGUCACCUAUAAAGCUAGCAUAAACACACUACUCCUCUUCUUGACCCCUUCUUCUCUUCUCCAUAGCUAUCAAACACACCUUGUAAGCUUCUAGCUUCUUCUUCUUCUUCUACAUACACUUCAUCUUCUCCAUAGCAAACACCUUAAACUUAUAGCUGCUUCUUCUUCUUCUUCUUCUUCUUCUUCUUCUACAUAGAAUAGAAGCUUCUACAUAAGAUAUAGUCCAUGUAUAGCUCUAGUAGCAUGGAAGGAGAGGAUCUAGGUUCAUGGCUUGGUCUCGGGAUCGGCGGCGGCGGUUACGCAUACGGCGGCGACGAUUGCCGGAGGUCACCGUCGUCUCCGUCGCCGGUGCAGAUGUUGUUCUCCCAGCAUGUCAAGGAAGAGAUCACGAGGGGAUAUGAUCAUGGCCGUGAUGAAGAACAAGCUUCAGGGAGCAAGAUCAUGAAGGGAGAGAGAGGUGCAAGGCUAAGGGUGAUGAGGUCCAUCAGGAACAGCGGCGGCGACGGUAGCCGCUCGCGUGUACUGAGCCUCGGCGACGACGGCGGCGAUGGCGGCAGCGGCGGCGGCGGCGGUGGCGGCACGAGGAAGAAGCUCCAGCUCACCAAGGAGCAGUCGACCUUGCUCGAGGACAGCUUCCGCGUCCACAACAUUCUUUCUCAUGCUCAGAAGCACGAGCUCGCUCGUCAGCUGAAACUGAAGCCGAGACAGGUCGAAGUGUGGUUCCAAAAUAGAAGAGCCAGGACGAAGCUGAAGCAGACUGAGGUGGACUGCGAGUUCUUGAAGCGAUGCUGCGAGAGCCUGACCGAGGAGAACAAGCAGCUCAAGCAUGAGCUCAUGGAGCUGCGUCGGCUGGCUUCGCCGGCGGCGGCGGCGGCCGGCUCGCAGCUCUACGUCCAGUUCCCGAGGGCGGCGGCGGCGGCGAUGGUGAACGUCUGCCCGUCCUGCGAGAAGGUCACCGUGAUGGGCGGCGGCGGCGGCGAGACGGGAAAGAGCUCCUCCAGCUAUAGCUCUUAAUAAUAUAAAUUAAUUUAACUAUUAGUUUGUACUCGGAGUUUGAACAAACACCUGAUGAAUAUGGAGGUGUGAUGAUCGAUCGACUUCGUGUAGAUGAUCAACUAGCUAGGUGUGCCAAUAUAUAUAUAACUCUUAGUAAUUGAUUUGA
Molecule: messenger RNA, 1267 nt
Organism: Oryza sativa Japonica Group (Japanese rice)
Lineage: Eukaryota; Viridiplantae; Streptophyta; Magnoliopsida; Poales; Poaceae
Product: homeobox-leucine zipper protein HOX18
Biological process (GO): regulation of DNA-templated transcription
Molecular function (GO): sequence-specific DNA binding; DNA-binding transcription factor activity, RNA polymerase II-specific
Source: RefSeq, a predicted model, not a curated record